Mandrillus leucophaeus (drill) is the source of this 1023-nucleotide messenger RNA. Its product is annotated as carboxylesterase 5A-like. The transcript is spliced from 10 exons. NCBI's taxonomy places the organism in Eukaryota, Metazoa, Chordata, Mammalia, Primates, Cercopithecidae. The record is from RefSeq and is a predicted model, not a curated record.
CAGAACUCAGAGUGGCUGCGCUUAGAUCAACACAUGCUCAAGGUGCAUUACCCCAAUAUCGGCGCGUCAGAAGACUGCCUGUACCUGAACAUCUAUGCGCCUGCCCACGCCGAUGCAGGCUCCAAGCUCCCCAUCUUGGUAUGGUUCCCAAGGGGUGCCUUCAAGACUGGCUCAGCCUCCAUCUUCGACGGGUCCACCCUGGCUGCCUAUGAGGACAUGCUGGUUGUGGUCGUCCAGCAUCGGCUGGGAAUAUUUGGCUUCUUCACCACAUGGGAUCAGCACGCGCCGGGGAACUGGGCCUUCAAGGACCAGGUGGCUGCUCUGUCUUGGGUCCAGAAGAACAUCGAGUUCUUUGGUGGGGACCCCAGCUCUGUGACCAUCUUUGGCGAGUCUGCGGGAGCCAUAAGUGUUUCUAGCCUUAUACUGUCUCCCAUGGCCGAAGGCUUAUUCCACAAAGCCGUCAUGGAGAGUGGGGUGGCCAUCAUCCCGUACCUGAAGGCCCAUGAUUAUGAGAAGAGUGAGGACCUGCAGGUGGUUGCACAUUUUUGUGGGAACAAUGCGUCAGACUCUGAGGACCUGCUGAGGUGCCUGAGGACAAAAUCCCCCUGACCCUCAUCCAGAUUUUGUGAACAGAAAUUGCUGAUGAUUUUUUUUUCUUCCUUAUUGCAGAAAACAAAGCCUUUCACUCUAGUGGUUGAUGGUGUUUUCUUUCCUAAUGAGCCUCUAUGUCUAUUGUCUCAGAAAGCAUUUAAAGCAAUUCCUUCCAUCAUUGGAGUCAGUAACCCUGAGUGUGGCUUCCCGCUGCCUAUGAAGGAGGCUCCUGAGAUCCUCAGUGGCUCCAAGAAGUCCAUUGCCCUCCAUCUGAUACAAAACAUCCUGGAACACGGAGUGGACAGGGAAGAUGUGUGUUCAGCUUCCACCAUUCAGAAGCCACAAUUCCUUGGGAAUCCCCAUGGGGACGACCUGCCUCUGUGGCCAGCCUAUAAUCUGACCGAGCAGUACCUGCAACCAGACUUGACAUGA